Messenger RNA from Sphaerodactylus townsendi, 2706 nucleotides. It is a transcript of the gene TCF25, whose product is annotated as transcription factor 25. Gene Ontology annotation, cellular component: RQC complex. Bases 109 to 2178 code for a protein of 689 amino acids. The transcript has 18 exons. The record is from RefSeq and is a predicted model, not a curated record. Gene Ontology annotation, molecular function: protein binding. NCBI's taxonomy places the organism in Eukaryota, Metazoa, Chordata, Lepidosauria, Squamata, Sphaerodactylidae.
CGUAAAGGGGACCCGUCUGGCUCCUAGAAGGGCGCCUGGUUCCUUUCGCGUCCUCUUUUCGGCUUCCGGUCCGUCGGUCUUUCUGGCCCGGUCUGCUGCAGCCUGAGGAUGUCACGGCGGGCCUUGAGGCGGCUGCGAGGGGAGCUGCGCGGGCAGGCGCUGCCGGAGGCCGAGGAGGAGGAGGAGGAGGAGGAGGAGGAGGAGGAAGAGCCGGAGCGGGGCCCGGCGGGGCCCGGGCAGGAUGGAGCCAGCGGCAGGCGGAGGAAGCCCCGGCGAGAGGCGGCUGGGCGCGUCACCAACCUCUUCGAGCUGAUAACUAACGAUGAUCCUGAAGCUGAGCCAGCCCCCAGUGAGGAGCGAGAUGAUUCUAGACUGCAAGAGCAGAGCCACACAAGGAACAGAGAAGAAGCUGAUCUUGAAUGUCCGGCAAAUGACAGGGGGAACGAUGGAGAAGAGAUGGACCACCUGGACAAGAUGGCUGCAUCAACUAACAAAACACGGAAGAAGAAGAAGAAAAGGAAGAAUAAGAAGAAUGCAGCAGGCGAAACUCCUUCCCCUCGGGACAAAGACAAUGACGCAGAAGAUGUGGAGAGCGUCCUGGUGGGGCCGGAGAGCUCCUCGGAGCUGUGGGGCCAAAGCCAAAGCAGGGUCAUCAUGGACAGUCGGCCGCUGCUUUAUGUGGAGCGCAGGAACCUGAAUCCAGAAACUGAGCUGAAGAGAUAUUUUGGGGCCCGAGCAGUUCUAGGCGAUCAGAGACCGAGACAGAGGCAGCGGUCACAUCUCCGCAGCGCAUGGCUCACUGUGCCCAAGAGCACUUGGCCACGCCACAGCAAAACAGGUCUCUCUAUGCAGCUGCUUGAGUCAAAGCGAGGGGUGCAGCACUUUGCCUUUGAGCACCACAGAGAGUACCGGCAAGUGCAGUUCAAGUUCUUGGAUGUGGUGGAGUCCAUGGAUCCCAACAACCUUGUGCUUCUGCUCCAGAUGAACCCCUACCAUGUGGACUCACUGCUGCAGCUCAGCGACGUGUGUCGGAUGCAAGAAGACCAGGAGAUGGCCAGAGACCUUGUGGAGAGAGCCCUCUACACCCUGGAGUGCGCCUCUCACCCCUUGUUCAGCCUCACCAGCGGGACCUGCCGGCUCGACUACCGGAGGCCAGAGAACAGAGCUUUCUACCUGACCCUCUUCAAGCACAUGAUUUUCCUGGAGAAGAGAGGGUGCACACGUACCGCUCUGGAGUUCUGCAAGCUCAUCCUCAGCCUGGACCCGGAGAAUGACCCUUUGUGCAUGCUGCUGGUGAUUGAUUUACUGUCGCUGCGAGCAAAGGAGUAUGCCUUCCUGACACGCAUCUUUCAAGAGUGGGAGAGUCACCGGAACCUCUCUCAGCUGCCCAACUUUGCCUUCUCAGUCCCUCUGGCAUAUUUCUUUCUCAGCCAGCAGGAAGAUGUCUCAGAAGCAGAGUCCAGCCACGCUCACGAGAAAGCCUCCGAUCUCGUUCGGCAGGCGCUGAUCAUGUUUCCGAGUGUUCUGAUGCCUUUGCUGGACCACUGCAGCGUGCAGCCGGACGCGAUGGUGGCCUCCCACUCGUUCUUUGGGCCAGAUGCCCAGUUAAGCUCACCUCCUGCUCUGAGCCAGCUGGUUGCUCUGUACUUGGGGCGGACUCACUCCCUGUGGAAGGACCCGGCUGUCAUGGCCUGGCUGGAAACGAACGUCCAUGAAGUGCUGCGAAUGGUGGAUGCCAACAACCCAGCCUUGGAAGAGGCCGAGCAGAAGCGGAAGGUGCGGUACCAGAGUGCUCCCAGGAGCAUCUACCGCCACGUGAUCCUCUCGGAGAUCAGGGAAGCCACUGCAGCGCUGCCUCUGGAAGUGACUUCUCAGCCUAUCAUGGGGUUUGAUCCACUGCCGCCUCUGGACUCCAUUGUGUCCUACACACGGCCAGAAAGGGCCGCGCGACCAUCCAACGAAAGCACUUUGUCGCUCUUCUUUCGCUCAUUGCUGCCGAACUUCCACUUACAAGGAGAAGUUGGAGCUGCUGGAGCGGAGGAGCCGGGCGCAAGGCAAGACCUGAACCAGGGCGUGAACCGGCUGAUGGCAGCCAUGCGCGACAUGCUGGCCAACAUCCAGUUCCAGGAGCCCCCCCAUGAAGACAAUCCUGAGGGGGGUGGGGAGGAAUGGGACUGACCCUGAGCCCCUCGCUCCUCCCCCCCUCCCCCUGUAAUCUCCCUGGUCAUGUAAUAAACAGUCCAAAGCAGGAGGGCGUCUAUGUGCCUCCCACACAGAGGGGUCCUCUGGCUCAGGGGUCCCUUGCCAGCAUCCGGAGAGCAACUGCUGAGCGUAGGUGGGGCUGAGCUGUCGGGAAUAAGGGCCCAGGACUCCGUGGCAGAGCCCAGCCCCUCUUCCGCAUUCAGGACAUUCCGGCUGCAAGCAGAGACCGGGGCAGGAGGGGAGCCCCCCCCCCCUUGUCAUGCUUUGUGCCUCAGUCGAGGCUCUGGGAAGAAACUUUGCCUUUAGACCCAGAGCCUGGCCUGUCUCAAGAGUUUGUGCAGUUACAAUAAUUAUGGCUGAUGAGGCAGAGGGUGUCGUUUAUGUUGGCCAGGGUGCCGACCUUUUCUGAGCCAUGCAGCUUGUUUGGUGGCCUCGGGCUGUACUCCUUCCCUUAGAGUGGCCUACACCACAGGGUAGUUGGGAGAAUAAAAUGGUGAAGGAAGA